Messenger RNA from Habropoda laboriosa, 1059 nucleotides. RefSeq lists its product as uncharacterized. NCBI's taxonomy places the organism in Eukaryota, Metazoa, Arthropoda, Insecta, Hymenoptera, Apidae. The transcript is spliced from 6 exons. The coding region runs from base 1 to 1059 and encodes 352 amino acids. The record is from RefSeq and is a predicted model, not a curated record.
AUGGCACCGGUGGGAAUUACAUUCCACAAAUGUGUGCUGGAGAAACAUUCCAACAUUCCUGGCUUCACAGAGAAAUCAGUACAAAUCCGCACAACAUUCCUCACGCAUUCCAGCAUCCUCAACCUCACAAACGAGAAUGGAAACGUUGCACGCUCAACUUCCAACGAGCCUCUAUCCACGAUUAUAGCUAGGGCGACAGGACUGAAGGAUUUGACAAUCAACGUGCCAGCAGUGGUGCGAUCGGGUGACACAGUGACGUUGUCCUGCCACUACGACCUCGAAGGUCUGCCAUUGUACACGAUACAAUGGUUCCUCGAAGACACAGAGUUCUAUCGAUACCUGCCCGAGCGAGAUCCACCGUACAGCACCUUCAACGUCGACGGAAUACACGUGAAUGUCUCCAAGUCGAACACACACGACGUGACACUGGUGGACGUGUCGAGGAAGCUGACGGGGAAGUACAAGUGCGAGGUAUCAGCCGGAAGUCCUUCGUAUCACACGCUGAUCAAGAGGGCCAAAAUGGAGGUAGUAGACGCGCCGAAAACGGACCCGAUGAUCGGCAUCGAGAAGGAGAGGAUCGCGGUUGGCGAGCUGUUCCGGGCGAACUGCACCACGGGCAACUCCAGGCCCGCCUCCGCCAUUACGUGGAGGCUGAACGGGGAUGUCAUCGCGAAUGACAGUAUGGUGUACAGGACCAGACACUUGGCCAUCCCACAGGACGACGGCUCUCAGGUGUCGAAAUCUACCAUAGACUUCAAAGUGACGAACGACAUGUUUCAAAGCGGACGGCUUCAUCUUCGUUGCACAGUCUCCAUAGCGGACGUAUACCGGAAGUCCGCUGACAUCGACAUCACCGAGGACGCACCGCGCAUCGCCUCCAUCACUGGCGAAUCUCCGCCGCGAGGACAUCGCGGCAACAGCUCCGCAGGCCUGAGCUUCUGGACUACGACAACGACGAUGCUUCUCACGCUGGCCACCAUCGUGUUCCUGUUGUCCGCUUCGAUGACGAUAACCGUUGCGCCGAUGAUCGCCACGGACCCCGUUCCCGCCAGCAGGUAG